AUGUCACCCCACAACUCCGAUCUCCCGCCAAGCUAUGAUGCGUCACAGGCCGGCCAGGAUCCACCCCCAUACCACAACUGGCAAGAAGCCGUGCCUGACACCACGAGCUUCCCGCCGCCCCCAAUCACCGGCUAUCUAGUCUCAGGCACCGGCAACGCCUCCGAGGACGACGCCCAGCGCGCCCACGACUUCUGCAACACCAUCCCACUCUGGCUCCCCACCAAGCCUUCAUCGGCCGUCUACGCCACCGUGCAAAGCCACGAUCUGCGCCCCGUGCACCCACGCGAGCUGCAUGGCGACGUAUCCGCCGUUGCGCGAGGUCGCUGGCGGGGACGCAGCCGGAACGGGAACGGGGACUGUGUCAUUCUGACGCAACUUCCGCUCUACUUUGCCGUCGAGGAUGCCGGCGCCGGCAAGACGAUCUACUUUGAGGUCAAGCUGACCGGGUUACGGGGUGGGCCGCGCGGGGAUGCCUCCGGCUUUUCGCUGGGAUUCGUUGCGCAGCCCUACCCUAGUUGGAGAUCACCGGGGUGGGAGCGGGGUGGACUAGGUGUGUUCUCGGAUGAUGGGUGCCGGUUCGUCAAUGACUCCUAUGGGGGCCGGGACUUCACCAGUGAGAUUAGGGUUGGGGAGACGGUGGGCAUCGGGAUGGCCUUUACGUGGAAGGAGAAGAAAAGCCAGGUGAAUGUCUUCUUCACGCGGAAUGGACGGCAUGCUGGGGGCUGGGAUCUGCAUGAAGAAGUCGAUGCCGAAUCUGGGGGAGUUGAGGGAUUGGAAGGGAACUAUGACCUCUAUGGGGCGAUUGGGCUGUUCGGUGGCGUUGACUUUGAGUCUUGUUUUGACCCUGCAGGCUGGCUUUGGAGGCCCGAGUAA
Penicillium olsonii is the source of this 873-nucleotide messenger RNA. NCBI's taxonomy places the organism in Eukaryota, Fungi, Ascomycota, Eurotiomycetes, Eurotiales, Aspergillaceae. The record is from the annotation of a GenBank genome assembly.